AUGGGAUUCAUCCUCGGACGAAGUCUGGAUGGAAGUUUCAGGAGGCCUAGAUCUGCUGCAUCCUUACCUACUAAAUCCAGCUCUUCAAGCAAGUUCAUUCCAACUUCAAAAAGGGUUUAUAAAGUGCUCAAAGAUUAUGCAGCAAAACUUGUUGACCUCAACUUAUUUACACAAUGUGUUGAAGACUGGGUCCUGGAAAACUUACAUACUGAUAGUUACAACCAUGAGCAGUAUUCUAACACUCCCUUUCAAAUUGAUGAGCUCUGUACCCUCGAUUUUGCAUUGGAGGGGGUGCUAUUUCAACAGCUAUUCCGCAUGCCUUGCUCGCCACAUAUUUCUGAAGAUCAUAUAGAGGAUGAACUUCUGGCUCUUGAAGAUUUUCUACAUACAGUGGCAGAUGGAUUAUGGCAUACCUUUUGGCACAAAAAAGCCCUUGCCCUUUUUUGUAUCUUUUCCUCGCUAUCCUGGAUCCAAGUUCUAUUCCGUUGA
Messenger RNA from Coffea arabica (coffee), 489 nucleotides. NCBI's taxonomy places the organism in Eukaryota, Viridiplantae, Streptophyta, Magnoliopsida, Gentianales, Rubiaceae. The record is from RefSeq and is a predicted model, not a curated record.